This is a messenger RNA of Clunio marinus, 180 nucleotides long. The record is from the annotation of a GenBank genome assembly. Lineage: Eukaryota; Metazoa; Arthropoda; Insecta; Diptera; Chironomidae.
AUGGACUGCUUCGGCAUGAAAGACAUACUAAAGAAAGGUGAAAGUGGACAAGUCAUAGCAGCAAGUCGACGAGGUUUAACUAGACGGUUAUUGUGUUUGGAUAUUCAAAUUGAUAACUCUGUUUCUAUGCUAAACCAAGACGCAAUAAGCUUAUUCCUGAAGGAUUGUGAUUCACUAUAG